AUGAUUAGGGGGACUGUGACUGAUGUGGCUACUGGAGCUGUUCAGGAGAUCAACUUCUACACCGGAAAAGGAGGCAAAGCUCAUGGACCCAGAUCAGUUCAUCGCAAAAUUCUAUUAGAGGCUCUGGCAGAAGAAUUGACUGCUGAUUCAAUUCGAUUUUCUUCCAAGUUUACUGCUAUUGAACAGCAAGAACUUGGAGGUACUUCCAUUGUUGUACAUUAUUUGGAAGAUGGAACUACCAUCAAAUCAAAGGUUUUGGUUGGCUGUGAAGGGGUGAACUCGGUGGUGGCCAAAUGGCUAGGGCUGUCUGCACUAGUCCACUCAGGUCGAGCAGCAGUUCGUGGGUUGGCUGUGUUUCCACAAGGCCAUGGGUUUAAGCAAGAAGUCACACAGUUUGCAGAUGUUGGCAAAAGGGCUGCUUUCGUCCCACUAAUCCACAAAGAAUUAUACUGGUUUUUAACUUGCCUUGAAGGAGAAAACAUGGCAAGAGAUCCACAACUGAUACGGAAACAAGUGAUUGAGAAAUAUGCAGAGAAUUUUCCCCAAGAAUACUUUGACGUGGUUCGACAUGCUGAUCUUUCAAAUUUGACAUGGGCUCCAUUGAUGUUUAGACAUCCAUGGAAUGUCAUUUUUGGAAAUCUAAGCAAAGGAAACAUCACAGUGGCCGGCGACGCCAUGCACCCAAUGACAUCUGAUCUAGCACAAGGUGGCUGUUCAGCUCUGGAGGAUGCAGUUGUUUUGGGCAGACACAUUGGGGAUUCUUUUAUAAAAAAUGGAGGAGUACUUGUUCCAGAGGACAUGGCUCGAGCCAUUGAUGGGUAUGUGAAAGAAAGGAAGUGGCGAGCUGCUAUGCUUAUCACUGGGUCGUAUCUAUCAGGGUGGGUGCAGCAAGUCGGUGAUUCUCAAUGGCUCUCUAAUGUCGCUGGUUAUGAUUGUGGGGCAUUGCCUAGCGUCUUUGCCGCCAGUGACCUGCAACAUUCCUCCGAUAAGUCGGACUAG
Manihot esculenta (cassava) is the source of this 999-nucleotide messenger RNA. Its product is annotated as monooxygenase 2-like. The coding region runs from base 1 to 999 and encodes 332 amino acids. The record is from RefSeq and is a predicted model, not a curated record. Lineage: Eukaryota; Viridiplantae; Streptophyta; Magnoliopsida; Malpighiales; Euphorbiaceae. Gene Ontology annotation, molecular function: FAD binding. The transcript is spliced from 3 exons.